AGGAUAAGGCCCACCGGCUGUCAGAACCAACGGACAGGACAUGUCGCAGCUAAGUAAGAAUUUGGGUGACGCCAGUCCCCCAGCGGAGGCUCCCAAACCUCCGGUCUAUAGCCGCCCCACGGUUCUGAUGCGGGCUCCGCCCGCCUCCUCCCGGGCUCCGCCGGUCCCCUGGGACCCACCUCCGAUUGAUUUGCAGGCUUCACUGGCCGCUUGGCAGGCACCGCAACCUGCCUGGGAGGGCCCGCAGGGCCAGCCGCCUACCCCUGUGGCUGCGAUGGCCCAGCCGCCGGCCCUGGGGGGCCCGCUGGUCCAGGCUGCCCCUCUGGGAGGGCCACUGGGCAAGCCCCCGACUCCCGGGGUCCUGAUGAUCCAUCCUCCCCCUCCGGGGGCCCCGAUAGCACAGCCUCCGACUCCGGGGGUCCUGAUGAUGCACCCUUCGGCUCCCGGGGGGGCCUUGGCUCAUCCUGCCCCUCCGGGGACCCCGAUGGCCCAUCCUGCCCCUCCGGGGACCCCGAUGGCCCAUCCUGCUCCUCCCGGGACCCCGAUGGCGCAUCCUGCUCCUCCGGGGACCCCGAUGGUGCAUCCAGCCGCUCCAGGGACGCCGAUGGCUCAUCCUCCCCCUCCGGGGACACCGAUGGCACAUCCUGCUCCUCCGGGGACACCAAUGGCCCAGCCUUCAGCUCCGGGAGUCCUGAUGGCCCAGCAGCUGACUCCGGGGGUCCUGAUGGUCCAGCCUACUGCUCCGGGAGCUGCGAUGGCCCAGCCUCCACCCCCAGCAGCCUUGCUAGCACAGCCUCCACCUCCGGGAGCUGCGCUGGCCAAGCCUCCAGGUCCUGGCGUCCUGAUGAUCCAUCCUUCAGGGUCGAGAGCUCCCAUCAACCAGCCUGCAGCUUCGCCAGCCCCGAUGGCACAGCCGACGGCCCCACCUGCGCAGCCCCUGGCUUCCUGGUCCCCACAGGCUCAGCCUCUGAUUCUGCAAAUCCAGUCCCAGGUUAUAAGGGCUCCUGCGCAGGUUCCCCAGAGCCCGCAGGCCCCGUCAGCCCAGCUGGCCACACCCCCGGGCUGGCAGGGCACCUCGCCGGGCUGGCAGGGCGCUGCGCAGGGCUGGCAGGCCACGCCCCUGGCCUGGCAGGCUGCACAGGUCACCUGGCAGGCUCCGACCAUCGCCUGGCAGGCGCAGCCGUCCGGGCGCCAGGGUCCAGCGCCCAUCCGCUCGGGCCCACCACCCAUCCGCCCGGGGGCCCCAGCAGCGCGCCAGGGGCCACCCCAAAUCCGCCAGGCACCGCCGCUGAUCCGCCAGUCGCCGCCGCCUAUCCGACCUGCCCCACAGGUGCUGACCACGCCACCUCCGCUCUGGCAGGCCCUGCCGCCCCCGCCACCUCUGCGGCAGGCCCCUCAGGCUCGGCUGCCCACCCCGCAGCUGCGGGCGGCCCCCCAGAUGCGAGCGGCCCCGCAGGUCCGGGCGGCCCCACAGAUGCCCACGGCCCCACCGAUGCCCACGGCCCCUCUGGCGACGCAGAUGCCCUCGGCACCUCCCGCUGGCCCGCAGGUGCCCCAGUCUGCGCUGUCGGCCGCGCUGUCGGCCCAGCAGGCAGUGCACUGCCCGCCCAUCAUCUGGCAGGCCCCCAAGGGUCAAGCCCCAGUGCCACAGGAGAUGGCCACCUCGAUGGAGUUCCAGGAGGUGCAGCAAGCCCAGGCGCUGGCCUGGCAGGCCCCCAAGGCCGCUGGGCACUUCUGGCAGCCCCUGGCCACCCAGGAGGCUCAGAGGCAGGGCCUUCCUCUGGUCCAGGCAGAGCAGCCCUUUCAGGGGGUCCCAGCCUCCCAAAAGGCUCUGCAGAUGCAGCUAUCCGCCCAGCAGGCCCAGUCCGCGGGCCCGCAAGCAGAGCUGCCCACCUUACACCUCCAGCCUCCCUGGCAGGGGCCCCCUGUCGCCUUGCAGGGCCAGCCUGGAGCCCCCUUAGCGGCGGCAAAUUUUCCCGUGGGCUCUGCUAAAUCACUGAUGACUGCGUCAGGAGAACCCAGAGCCUCUUCCAUGGACCGCAGAACCUCGUCCAAGGAGCGCAGGGCCCCGUCCAAGGAGCGCAGGGCUCCUUCCAAGGACCGCACCAUCUUCGCCGCCACUUUCUGCGCCCCCAAGGUCGCGUCCGGGGCCCGAGCGCACCUGCCCACUGCCUGGAAAAACUUGCCGACCACACCGGAGACCUACACUGCCGCCUCGAGGGGCUUCCCUGCUACCUCCCAGCUCCAGCCUGCCUCGUCGAAUGCCUUCAUGGGCCCGUCUGCCGUCCUGGAGACCCCGAAGUCACUGCCACUGGCUCCGAAGGAUCCCUUCGCCUAUGUGGAGGCCCUGCCGGGUGUCCCGUGGGUGCCGCAGCCCACUGCCAGCAUGCCCAGGGUGCCCAAGGCAGCGCCCACCAUGCUGAUGGCCACGGCGGCUGCUCCCCAGGCCAUAGCCACCACCCAAGAGGCCUCGAAGACCCCCGACGAGCCGCCGCGCCGCUCCGGCAAAGCCACCCGGAAGAAGAAGCACCUGAACACCGAAGAGGACGCCGGCCGGAUGCUGGGCCUGCUCGACUGGCAGGCCCCCAGGCUCUGGGAAAACAUGAACUUGAAUGACUGGCAGGUGCAAAACCCUUUCCAGGUCCUGGGUGACUGGCAGGACCCAAACACUGCCUAUGGCCUGAGUGGCUGGGAGGGCCCAAGCACCUCUAGGGUCCUCAGUGGCUGGGAGGGACCGGGCACGUCCUGGGCCCUGAGUGCCUGGGAGGGGCCCGGCACCUCCAGGGCCCUGGGUCUCUGGGAAAGCCUGGGCAGUCCCCAGCCUUUCAUCCUCUCUGAGUUCCCAGGUCUCUCUCUGGGCUUCGGGGCCUGCCUGGGGGACCCCAAGCUGGAGACCGAGCCCUUGUCUCCCUUGGAUGAGAGAGCCAAUGCUUUGGUGCAGUUUCUCUUGGUCAAGGACCGAGCCAAGGUGCCUGUCAGGCGCUCAGAGAUGGUGAAGUUCAUCAUCCGUGAAUACAAAGAUGAGUGCCUAGAGAUCAUUAGACGUGCCAACCACAAGCUCCAGUGUAUCUUUGGUUAUCAGUUGAAGGAGAUUGACCCCCAGACCCACUCUUACAUUAUCAUCAACAAGCUGGGGCGUUAUCGGGGGGAGGCGGGGCCUUCCUACCUAGACACCCCCAAGUUCGGCCUCCUGAUGGUGGUCCUGAGCCUGAUCUUUAUGAAGGGCAACUGUGUGAGGGAGGAGCUGAUCUUUAACAUGCUGUACAAGCUGGGGGUGGACGUCCGGGAGACCCACGGUCUCUUCGGGAACGCCAAGAAGCUCAUCACCGAAGUGUUUGUCAGGCAGAAGUACCUAGAGUACAGGCGGGUCCCCAAUACCGAGCCCGCACGGUACGAGUUCCUCUGGGGGCCCCGAGCGUUCCUCGAAACCAGCAAGAUGCUCGUCCUGAGGUUCCUGGCCAGGCUCCAUAAGAAAGAUCCUGAGUGCUGGCCCUUCCAGUACUUCGAGGCCCUGGCAGAGUGUGAGGCCGAAGACUGGGAGGAAGAUGAGUCAGACCCCGAUGAUAAAGCCGGGGGCCCCCCCAGCAGCCCCCCUCCCCGCUAA
Phyllostomus discolor (pale spear-nosed bat) is the source of this 3604-nucleotide messenger RNA. It is a transcript of the gene MAGEL2, whose product is annotated as MAGE family member L2. Lineage: Eukaryota; Metazoa; Chordata; Mammalia; Chiroptera; Phyllostomidae. The transcript has 2 exons. Bases 41 to 3604 code for a protein of 1187 amino acids. Gene Ontology annotation, biological process: negative regulation of transcription by RNA polymerase II. The record is from RefSeq and is a predicted model, not a curated record. Gene Ontology annotation, cellular component: nucleus.